AUGAACAAGAGAGACGGCGUAUAAAAGCAUGAUUAAAGAGGUCUUGAUCAUCAAAGGCGGCUAGACUGGGGAGUUUUGGCGAUCCAUAAGGGCUGUGAUUUGAUCAUUUUGUAGUAUAUGUCUGGCCAUAAUAGAUGCACCCACAAGUGUUUGUUAGAAUAAAUGAUAAGCUGCCAUGCUUCAUUCUUUGGCAUGCUCCUUUCUGACCAAAAAAGUUAUUUGGUGUAUAUCCAGAUUAAUUCUGAAACAUAAAUGUUCAGCUAUGGUAUUUACUCAAACAGGUUUUUCUUUCUCAGCUGCUGGCGUAUCUUUUUCCCCUCCCAGCUGAGGGUGUAAACCCCAAGCCAAUGCACCGGACCUGACCCAGACUCAAGGUGUUUUCAUAAGCUGCUGAAAAGCAUUUCCAAAACAAAAGAUAACUAGAUUAUACUUUAAACUUCUGGAUUUCGCUUAGCUGUAGUUUAGAGGAAAUCGACUAAUAAAGAUCCCAAAGUUAUACACUACAGGACAGUACAACUUAACCAGAGGAAAGACAUUGGCCUGAAGAAUUUCGAGCCUCGGCGCUUGCCGUUGCUCAUCCUGCUGCGGCGCUGGUCGCGCCUGCGCUUUGGUUCUUGGAAGGCGGUGCUCUGAGAAGCCGGACAACGCGGCAGCCGCUCUUCAAAGCGGAGCCGGGAGUUUUUGCUACAGUUGUCGCCACCAUGAGUCGCAGCUAUAAUGAUGAGCUGCAGUUCUUGGAGAAGAUCAAUAAAAACUGCUGGAGGAUCAAGAAGGGCUUCGUGCCCAACAUGCAGGUUGAAGGCGUUUUCUAUGUGAAUGAUGCUCUGGAGAAAUUGAUGUUUGAGGAAUUAAGGAAUGCCUGUCGAGGUGGUGGUGUUGGUGGCUUCCUGCCAGCCAUGAAACAGAUUGGCAAUGUGGCAGCCCUGCCUGGAAUUGUUCAUCGAUCUAUUGGGCUUCCUGAUGUCCAUUCAGGAUAUGGGUUUGCUAUUGGGAACAUGGCAGCCUUUGAUAUGAAUGACCCUGAAGCAGUAGUAUCCCCAGGUGGUGUCGGGUUUGACAUCAACUGUGGUGUCCGCUUGCUAAGAACCAAUUUAGAUGAAAGUGAUGUCCAGCCUGUGAAGGAGCAACUUGCCCAAGCUAUGUUUGACCACAUUCCUGUUGGGGUGGGGUCAAAAGGUGUCAUCCCAAUGAAUGCCAAAGACUUGGAGGAGGCCUUGGAGAUGGGGGUGGACUGGUCCUUAAGAGAAGGAUAUGCUUGGGCUGAAGACAAGGAGCACUGCGAGGAGUACGGAAGGAUGCUGCAAGCUGACCCCAAUAAGGUUUCUGCAAGGGCUAAGAAAAGAGGCCUUCCUCAGUUGGGGACCCUGGGAGCAGGCAACCAUUAUGCAGAAAUCCAGGUUGUGGAUGAGAUUUUCAAUGAGUAUGCUGCUAAAAAAAUGGGCAUUGACCAUAAGGGACAGGUGUGUGUGAUGAUCCACAGUGGAAGCAGAGGCUUGGGCCACCAAGUAGCCACAGAUGCGCUGGUAGCUAUGGAGAAGGCCAUGAAGAGAGACAAGAUUAUAGUCAAUGAUCGGCAGUUGGCUUGUGCUCGAAUCGCUUCCCCAGAGGGUCAAGACUAUCUGAAGGGAAUGGCAGCUGCUGGGAACUAUGCCUGGGUCAACCGCUCUUCCAUGACCUUCUUAACCCGUCAGGCUUUCGCCAAGGUCUUCAACACAACCCCUGAUGACUUGGACCUACAUGUGAUCUAUGAUGUUUCUCACAACAUUGCCAAAGUGGAGCAGCAUGUGGUGGACGGAAAGGAACGAACGCUGUUAGUACACAGGAAGGGAUCCACCCGCGCUUUCCCUCCUCACCAUCCCCUCAUUGCUGUUGAUUACCAACUCACUGGACAGCCAGUGCUCAUUGGUGGCACCAUGGGAACCUGUAGUUAUGUUCUUACUGGCACUGAACAGGGCAUGACUGAGACCUUUGGAACAACCUGUCAUGGAGCGGGCCGUGCAUUGUCCCGAGCAAAAUCUCGACGUAAUUUAGAUUUCCAGGAUGUCUUAGACAAAUUGGCAGAUAUGGGAAUUGCGAUCCGUGUUGCCUCACCCAAACUGGUUAUGGAAGAGGCUCCUGAGUCCUAUAAGAAUGUGACAGAUGUGGUAAAUACCUGCCAUGAUGCUGGAAUCAGCAAGAAAGCCAUUAAACUGAGACCGAUUGCUGUGAUCAAAGGAUAGAACCUUGGACAGCAGGGCUGCCUGACACCACCAACCCUCUCUGAAGUGGAAGUGGACUGACAUGCUCUUCUGACAUCAGACUCAAGGCGGGACAAGUUGCAAAGUGUGCAGCUGUAACUGCUCACGCCAAAAUGGCUGAUGGGGAGGCUGCUGCUUUCAGGGGCCCGUGCUUGUAAAAUAACCUUCCAGGAAGAGGCACAUUGCCCACCUUUGGAAAGGGAGGAAUAUGCCUUCUCCUUGGUUGUUCCACAGAGUUUUAGGAAAAUCUGUUAGGGAUGGGUAGAUGUCAGACUGCCUUACGCAGUCAUACAAAUCUUUAGCCAUCAGAUUGAUCUUCUUUACACCAAGCUCUGUUUACAUUCCGAGAGGUGUCAUGAAGAAAGUUCUGUUCAGUAA
Messenger RNA from Gorilla gorilla gorilla (western lowland gorilla), 2615 nucleotides. It is a transcript of the gene RTCB, whose product is annotated as RNA 2',3'-cyclic phosphate and 5'-OH ligase. The transcript has 12 exons. Gene Ontology annotation, molecular function: RNA ligase (ATP) activity; RNA ligase (GTP) activity. The record is from RefSeq and is a predicted model, not a curated record. Gene Ontology annotation, cellular component: nucleus; tRNA-splicing ligase complex. The coding region runs from base 702 to 2219 and encodes 505 amino acids. Lineage: Eukaryota; Metazoa; Chordata; Mammalia; Primates; Hominidae. Gene Ontology annotation, biological process: tRNA splicing, via endonucleolytic cleavage and ligation.